AUGACGUCGACUCCUGCAGUGGUGGCACCUCCAACGGUGGUGACAUCUCCCAUGGUGCCACCUCCCAUGGUCGGGGUGAUGGGUCCAUGGACCUGUGACACCAUCUUGGCCCGAGCGUUCCCGGAGGUGGCCUCUCGCUUGGCCGUCACCCGCCUCAAUCGUCACCCGACGUUGUCCCAAAGCUACUGGUGGGAUGCCGUCAUCUUACCGGAAUCGUGUCGGACCCCCCAAGGGGUGACGGGUCUUCUCACCGUUGAACGUUCUUCCACCGCUUUGGUGGGACCACUCAACCCGGCCACUUGUGGAGCUGCUGGGCUACUAACGGCCGCUUGGAACAAGCCCUUGGUGGCCUGGACGUGUUUAGGUGACAUCGAAGGUUUGGUGACAUUGGUCAACCCCAUGCCGGAACCUUCGGAGGUUCUUCACGAUGUUCUGCGGUAUUUUCGGUGGGCGCACGUGGCCGUCAUCUCCUCGCCAGAAGAUCUCUGGAGGGAGGUUGGGUUGGGUUUGGCCCAAGAGUUGAGGACCUUGGGGUUGCCCGUCACCGUUGUCACCACGGCGGGGACACGGGAGGAGGAAGCGGGUGAAGCUCUGAGGAAGGUGAAGAAGGCAGAUGGUGUCCGAGUGGUGGUGAUGUGUAUGCACUCGGUUCUUCUGGGCGGCGAGGAGCAACGUGUCCUCCUGGAGAAGGCCGAGGACAUGGGCAUGACCGACGGGACCUACGUCUUCGUCCCCUACGACACCUUGACCUUCCCUCUGCCCUACCGGCGUGUCACCUACCCCGUCCUGGCCACCAACACCAAGCUGCGCCUGGCCUACGACGCCGUCCUCACCAUCACCAUGGACUCGGACAACGAGACCUUCCGGGAGGUCCUCCAACGGGCCAAGGAGAGCUUUGAGGUCCCUGCCCACAUCGAUCCUGCACAGGUCCACCCCAUCUUCGCCACCAUCUACAACUCCAUCUUCUUUGAGGCCGUGGAGGCCUCUCGCCGGAGUGGCCGGUGGGUGACGGGGACCACGGUGGCCAACCACGCCCGUGACUUCCACCUCCAGGGCUUCUGCCAGAGCUUCGAGGUCACCGAGGACGGUGACGUCACCGUCCCCUACGUGGUGUUGGACACCGAUGGCAAAGGCGACCGGUUGUGGCCAGUUUACGGACUGGAACCGGGGACCAAGGGACUGGGCUACCGUGGUCACAGCCCCCACGGGUGUCCUUGGACUUCUAGGUGGCCACGGGCCACCACAGGAGGUCCUGGUGGCCCAUGCCACCCCUUCAUCCCCCCCAUCCUUGUCUCCACCACAGGCCUGGACGCCACCUUCAUCCUCCUCAUGUUCCUCCUCAUCUCCACCCUGGUGGCCGGAGGAGCCGCCCUGGCUUGUUUCAUCAGACGCCGUAUUCAACAGGCCCAGCUGAUGAAGGGACCCAACAAGAUCAUCCUCACCAUGGAGGACCUGACCUUCAUCAACACCCAGAGCAGCAAGAGG
Messenger RNA from Pterocles gutturalis (yellow-throated sandgrouse), 1485 nucleotides. RefSeq names its product retinal guanylyl cyclase 2-like. The record is from RefSeq and is a predicted model, not a curated record. NCBI's taxonomy places the organism in Eukaryota, Metazoa, Chordata, Aves, Pterocliformes, Pteroclidae.